ACGUUGUGUUUUCAAAAUUUAGUCGCACUCACAACAACGUGGAAAAUAGUUCCGUAAUUUGUGUAAUAUAUUUUCUAGCGCUUUACUCGCAGAACAAAUAAAAAUCAUUUUAAAAAGCAAUGGAGGCGGAAGAGAGUGUGCGUGGAAUAUUGAAGAGUGGAACUGCCACAGUGGUGCAAAGCAAUAUGCUGAAGACAGCUAAAUUUGAUGAGUUAAACGUGUUGGCGACAUUUCAUCCGGCGGACAAGGACUACGGCCAUAUGGUCAUUGAUGAGCCAAAGACGCCAUUUGUAUUCGACUCUGAUUUGGAUCAUGACCUAGACACGGAGACUUUGAUGGAGAAACUGCGCCUGGCCGCACAGUCGGAGACGCCAGCCUUUGGCAUGGACCACGACUCUGAUGAUUCGUCAGAUGAUGAAGACUAUCCCGAGUCGGUGGAGGAGAAGGUGCGUCGCUUGGAGUUCGAACGUCGUCGCAAGCUGCACUACAAGGAGUUCAUGUCCGUGCCGCUGGCACGUCGCCUCAUUGCUGACGAGUUUGGUGAGAUGAACACCUCCGAGGCCGCAGUAGAUGAGGGACUUAACUUAACUGAGAGCUGCUUGCCGGAGGAGUGUCACCAGACAGAAUCCGAAGGGAACACUGAAUCGGGCAGUCCCCUGCCCUCGCAAAUUACAGUUAGAAGCACUAGCAUGGAUUAUACUCCAGUAGUAGUUGUCCCCGAGCCGGGCUUUGCUGAGAAUCACAAGUGCUAUCAUAAGCUCAUGGCCGAGCUGAAUCCUAGUGAAAUACGUUUGUCUCAAGUCUCACGUGCUUCCGAGUAAACGUAAUCAUGUUUAAGUAUGUGUUGUAUUUAUUGUUCAAAUAUAUGUAUGCCUGUCGAUUAAAAUGUAGUUGCUGUGGUUGCAGUUGCUU
Drosophila busckii is the source of this 912-nucleotide messenger RNA. RefSeq names its product protein phosphatase inhibitor 2. The coding region runs from base 120 to 821 and encodes 233 amino acids. Gene Ontology annotation, molecular function: protein phosphatase inhibitor activity. The record is from RefSeq and is a predicted model, not a curated record. Gene Ontology annotation, biological process: regulation of signal transduction. The transcript has a single exon. NCBI's taxonomy places the organism in Eukaryota, Metazoa, Arthropoda, Insecta, Diptera, Drosophilidae.